UUCAAUACCAAAACUCCAAAGCUCAAGGACUAAGAGAGACUGAUAUUUACAUCCACCCCAUUGAUAGACAGACCUAUCCUAUCAAAAUUGUGGGUGUUUACAUCAAACCCAUUAAAGAAAUAAUAGCCAAAUCAACUUUAGUUUCUAGAGAAACUCCCAUCACCAAAGAUCCAGUGCCUAAACUCCAAACAUAACGACUAGGGAAGCCUGAUAUUUACACACACCCCAUUGACAGACAGACCCACCCCUAUAAAAAUUGUGGGUGUACAUAUCAAUUCCCAUUAAAAAUGAGAAAAAAACCAGCCAGCCCAAACUUCAAUUUUAAUAAAGAUUUGCAUUUGUCAGUCUAGCCAGAUUGUAAUUAUCAGACUCUACUAUACAAAAACCCAACAUUCCUUUGAAUUUUUUUUGGCCUUAUCUAUCAGUCUGUUAUCAAACCAUUGAAGAUUCUUGACAGAUAAGAACAACCCAUCUGCCAUUUUCUUCAUCUUUGGAUAUAAAAACCUUCAGCAACUACAACAAAUGCAGCAACAACAACAACAGAAGCAACACCUACAGUAAACAAUUGCUAUGGAGCAUUCACAUGCAUUUGUUCUAUCAAUUCUCCUCUCUCUAUUCAUUCUACCACCCACAGCUGUAGCUCAGCUAAGGCAGAAUUACUACCAAAACGUCUGCCCCAAUGUUGAAUCCAUUGUCCGAAAUGCUGUCACGCAGAAGUUUCAGCAGACGUUUGUGACAGCCCCUGCAACGCUCCGGCUCUUCUUCCAUGACUGCUUUGUUCGGGGAUGUGAUGCGUCCGUUCUGAUUUCAUCGCCAAAUGGAAGGGCUGAGAAGGACCAUCCUGACGAUAUAUCGCUUGCUGGGGACGGGUUCGAUACGGUGAUCAAAGCCAAGGCAGCUGUCGAUAGUGAUCCGAGGUGCAGGAACCAGGUCUCUUGUGCUGAUAUCUUGGCUAUGGCCACCAGAGAUGUGGUUGCACUGACUGGUGGGCCAUUUUAUCCGGUUGAGUUGGGGAGACUCGACGGUCGAAUCUCUACUAAAGCCAGCGUCCAGCACCGUCUUCCCCAUCCUACAUUCAAUCUAGACCAGCUCAAUACCAUGUUCGCCACUCAUGGCCUCUCGCAAACGGAUAUGAUCGCGUUAUCAGGUGCUCACACCCUUGGAUUUUCUCACUGUGGCAAGUUCUCAAAAAGAAUCUACAACUUCGCGCCUGGUAGGCCGAUUGACCCGUCACUCAAUCCGGGUUACGCUCAACAGCUGCGUCAGAUGUGCCCAAGGAAUGUUGAUCCUAGGAUUGCCAUCAACAUGGACCCCACAACGCCUCAGACUUUCGACAACACCUACUUUAAGAACCUCCAGCAGGGAAUGGGAUUGUUCACCUCUGAUCAGGACUUGUUCACUGACCCAAGGUCGCAGAGUACGGUGAAUCUGUUUGCUAGCAGCAAUGUGGCCUUCCAGCAGGCUUUCAUUACUGCCAUUACAAAGCUUGGGAGAGUGGAUGUCAAGACUGGAAAUCAAGGGGAGAUCCGCCGAGAUUGCUCCGUUCCAAAUUAGAAGACUGAUUGCUGUUAGUAGCAUAAUCCAGUUUUCUUUUUUGCCUUUUUUUUCUUACUUCUGUUACAAUUUGUUGUUAUGAAGAGUUUCUUUGUAUCCAAGUUCAUCGAAUAAGAUAUGAUUUUCAUAGCUGUUCUUGAA
Molecule: messenger RNA, 1695 nt
Organism: Magnolia sinica
Lineage: Eukaryota; Viridiplantae; Streptophyta; Magnoliopsida; Magnoliales; Magnoliaceae
Product: peroxidase 16
Exons: 4
Coding region: 571-1554 (327 amino acids)
Biological process (GO): response to oxidative stress; hydrogen peroxide catabolic process
Molecular function (GO): heme binding; peroxidase activity
Source: RefSeq, a predicted model, not a curated record